GACCAGCCACGGCUCUGUGGUGUACACGAUGGUCGUCGUCGUGGUCGUUUACCGCGCGGCUACACGACGAGCACCGUGCUGCAACCACGUGGCGAAGAAAGCAACAAUUUUCGGAGCAACCGGUGCGACGACGCUGCUGCUGCGAGGACAACGACGCGUCGAGGAUGAGCGCAACGGCGUCAGCGUCGGAAACGCGCCGCGCGGCUGCGAUGCCGCGUAACCCUCGGCCUCGGCCGGAAACUGCCGCGCCGCCGGUCUCGCUGGCUCGCGUCUUGCGCUCCGCUACGAUUUUAUUUAUGGCGGCCGGCGGAUCGCGCGUUGUCGCCGACACGUAAGAACCAAGGGAAACGACGACGUGCCACCGGAUACGGGGCGAGGCGAUUACGCGGAUCGAGGAGACCGAGCGCACCGCUCUUCGGAGCGGUCCGGUGCGACUGUACGGGAAAGAAGCGUAGAAACUGGAAUCAAAAGAAGGAGAGAGGAAGAGAGCGAGAGAGAGAGGGAGUGAGAAAGGAGCGAUGAGGAAGAAUGAGAGGUGCGUACACGCCCCCUAAAAACGCAUUAAAAGGAGUAACGACGAGCAGCGUGGCUUUAACCGGUAAUUGGACCAUUCUUUUUGCCAUUGAGGUAGUAAUGGCCCUUGUAGCGUGGUCACGCUACACUACGGUGCGCCAUAGUACUAUAGAGACUUCCGGCCCGUCGCAGGAAGUGAGACACACGUGUUCAGGCGUGUGUGUUCCCAUAAUACGGGCCCCGGCUCCUCCUCUACAGCGCGCUACAAGUUCGAUGGCCCGUACGGGAAGCAGGCGAGCAGCAGCGACGCGACCCGAGGCACGCCACCACGCACACACGUGCACACGCGUGCCGCCGCGCACGUAGACGCGCCGCGCACACACACCGAUGCGGACGGCGGGCGCGCGCGCCCGCGCGCAGGAUAUAUUACCGUUCGUUCGGGGAAACGUGAACAGAGGAAUUGUGUUGGAAACGUCAACGAUCGAACGGACCUCGGCUAUUAAACUGCUGCAUCCUUGUCUGCCGUCGCCUGCAAAACAGAAGAUCGGGCAAAUAUUGUUGACGGUGUUUCGGACGGCCGUGGAUAAUGAGUCGAAGUUCGACGUCGACGGAAUCAUGCAGUCGGUACGAGGGAUCGUCGAAGAUAACGAUAUCCGGGAACGGUCCAGCCUGGUGAAAGAGGUGCCGCAGAUGGUGUCGAUCUGCCAGGAGGCGCCCCAUCUGUUCGGCGACGUGUUCCAGGAUCAUCUGCUGGACUUCGUUAUAAAAUACCUGCAGGACUCGGACAAUCAGGUACGACUGACGGCCGAAGAAGCGAUGAUGGCGCUAAUAAAGAGAGGAUUUCUAGACACCGACACGAUCGAGGUGAAAAUCUGCCCCCUUAUAGACGCCCAAUGUAGGUCCGCCGAUUUGCUUAACCGAGCCAUGACCCUCAUGAUCGACAUAGCCCCGCUGAUCGGGAAGGAGGCGACGGAGAAGCUUUUCCUACGUCGAUACGUUGCCCUCUGCAAAGAUGACGAAUUCUGCAUCAGACGGAUCACCAUUCUGCGCUUUCCGGAGAUCUGCUCGCUCGUCAGCAAGAGAACGUUGCUCAGGGACUUGUUCCCCAUCUACGUCGACCUGAGCUGCGACAAAUUAUGGGGCAUCCGGAAAGCAUGCGUCGACGUAAUGAUGUCGGUGUCCUGCUGCAUGACUCGUCAGCACCGUAGAUUGUUACUAGCUGAUCUUCUAGCCGCACAUCUGAACGACGAGUCAAAAUGGGUACGAAUAACGGCCUUCCAAAUCCUUGGGCCGUUUAUAUCCACGUUUGCCGAGCAAUUCACCGACAUCUCCUACAAUGGCCAGGGUGAAUUGGAAUUCACGAUGCAGCAGGAGAACGGUUGCAGUAUAAAGUACACGUACGAGGAUAUCUUCCCUACGACGUGCCGGGUACGAAGCUGCGCUGUCGACGCGAAGGACCCCACCUCCAAGGAAACCUGCAACGCGGCUGUGUAUGUGGAGAAGCCAAUUGUCGACGAGGAGCAGCAACUAGAAUCGUCGGAAGACGAUACUUUCACGUUGAACGUCUGCAAGUCGAAGAUUCACAAAUACUACGAAAUGAAAAUGGACAACGUCGAGAUAUACAAUUCGUUCUUGUACUAUUACACCGCGCCGGACUUGCCACCCGACGACGAGUUGGUCGAGGCUGCGAAGAAAUCCACGGCGCAAAAUAACAGCAACCGGAGGUCGGGCAACGGGAACACGAACAAAACGUUCACGUUGACCGAGCUGUUCAAGGAGGACAAAUAUGGGACGGGAGACUUCGACAAAUUCAACUUCCACGAUCAGAAGACCGUUCCUCAGCAUUUGAUCGACUCGUUUCUCUCGAUGGCCGGGCCGGACGAGUGUUUUGACACGGGCGGGGAUUAUCCGCAUCACUGCGCAUUCAGCUUCCCCGCGGUCGUGCUCGCGUUAGGCAAGAAACAGUGGCCUUGUCUAAGGGAAGCCUAUCAGCUGCUGGCGAUGGCGAAGGAAUAUAAAGUGAGGCGCACCGUCGCUUCCGGCAUCCAUGAAAUCGCCGCCAUUUUGGGCCAAGAUCUCACCUCCGACGAGCUUCUGCCUAUACACUACGGCUUCAUCAAAGACCUGGACGAGGUCAGGAUAGGCAUACUGAAGAACCUUACCACCUUCUUGAAUCUGCUCGAGCCGCGCGAUCGCAUCCAAUACUUGCCGAUCAUGAAGGAUUUCCUCGAGACCGACAACAUAUGGAACUGGAGAUUCCGGGAAGAGUUGGCCACGCAGUUGGUCGAAGCGGUGACCCUAUUUAAACCGGACGACGUGGAAUUCUACAUUGUACCGCUGUCGUUCGACCUCAUCAACGACAAAGUCGCCGCUGUCAGACACGUCGGAUUCUCUUUGGUCGCGAAAAUUGUGGCGUAUCUAGCGCAGCACAAGAAAGAAAUAUUCGAAGAAUUGAGGUUCUCCCUGGAUUUAUACUCCGACAUUUGGGUCAGACGUCAAACGUUCGCCAUGUUGUGCGGCCACUUGAUAUCCAGCAACGCGAUCAGUGCGAGAAAGUUUUGCUUAGAAUUGUUGCCGGUGCUAUUGAAGCUAUCCACGGACAAAGUACCGAAUGUGAGGUUGGCGGCGGCCAGAUCGCUCAAAAACAUUCCCGCUGGUCCGGAUUGGUUGGGCAGAGACGAGGUGGAAGAAGUGGGGAGAAGACUGCGAGAAAUGCGAACGGAUCCGGAUAGGGACGUUCGAAUAGUGGUCGGUGGCGAGGAGAAUCCCACGAUAAACACGUUGUUGGAAAGUAAAACUGAACCAUCCAGGAACAUCCUGUUUUAACGAAUAGUGGGGUGAACCAAAAACUACAAUUGUAAAAAGUCAGCUCAACUUUAUAUACAUACCGGAACAAAUAUCGGAUUAAAAUGAAAAAUCUACUAUUUAGUGUGGUCCAGAUAGAGACAGAAGAAUAUAAGUGCGAUUUAUUGUUGCCGUCGACCAAGGUAUGGACGUUUUUUUCUAUACUCUUUAAACUUCAAGACGGAUAGCAGGUAUCAUGGUCGAAAGACGUCGCCGGAAUUAUUAUAAGAACGCGUGCGCGCGUGCCCUAAACGACUUAACGUAUGCGUGUUUAGUAUUCACGAGUAUGUACGCGUUUACCAUUGUGAUCAAUUUGUAUAUGUAAGUGGGGUCCCUUGGACAAGCCGGAUGUUACUAAUUGGGGGGGGGGGGGUACUGUCAUCGACGGGAUAUCUUGUUCUUUGGUAAAUCGUCGUCGCGCGUACUCUUCCACGCGGCGAUAUACAAGGUGUCCCAUAUAGACGUGCGUUAUUAUUAGUAGGAAGGUAACUCCCUGUUGAAUAGUGACGCAAUAAAAGGAUGAGAACUAGUUUUCACACACUUGUUCUGUAUCUUUUAUCUGUGUCGUUCAUGCGCUUUAUUCUUUUAAACAUAGAAAUGCCGCGGAAAAAAUGCCGGACAUGUCCCGGGGGAUCGUGCGCCAUUUGUAAAAAAAUACAACUCUCGGUUAGAUGUUAAAAUGGGUUAGAUGGAAAGGCGACACGUUUUUUUUACUCGUUUUGCAUGUUUUUUAGUUAUUCGGUCGUGCGAGUGUGUACAUAUAAAAUCGUUUUAGAAUCGUGCGCGAUUGGCUAGGAAAGACUUUAGUACCUAUUAGACGAUAAGAUAAUAAGACACUAAAAUAGUAAAAUAAUGUGAAUACGUUUUCGCUUGGUCUGUAUCGGUUACGGAUAUUCCGGAUAUCCCAUGGAGGAUCAGUCAAAUAUAAGAACGUCGUGAUAAUACCGGUUGUUCUGGAGAAUCGCGGGCGGUUUCAUGUAAAUAACUGCUACAUAUUAGAUAAUAUAAUAGUAAAAGAAUGAGAACAAGUGUUCACUUGUACUGUAUCUUUUACGUGUUACGUUGUUACUACUACCUAUCGAUAAAUAGAAACGCUGCGAUAUACCAGGCGUGUUCUGGAGAAUCGUCGGCGUUUAAUAGAAUUGAAUAACCGCGUCCUUAGAUAAUAAGUUAUUAAAAGAGUGAGGACACGUUUUCACGUGUUCUGUGUCUUUUAAUUGUCUAUACACUAGCAUUUUAUUAGCUUUAAGGUAUAGAAACGCCGCGAUAUACCAGGUGACCCAGGGAAUCGUGCGCGAUUGGCGAAAAGGAUUAACUGCCUGUUAGAUAGUAAUUUGGUAAAAGAAUGAGAACUCGUGGGUUUCCACUUGUUCUGUAUCUUUUGCAUUUCCUAGUGGACUGUUCCAAAUCCAUAAGUAGAGAGACGCCGCGAUAUACCAGGCAUGUUUCUGGAGAAUCGUCGGCGUUUAAUAGAAUUGAAUAACCGCGUCCUUAGAUAAUAAGUUAUUAAAAGAGUGAGGACACGUUUUCACGUGUUCUGUGUCUUUUAAUUGUUCAUGCACUAGCAUUUUAUUAGCUUUAAGGUAUAGAAACGCCGCGAUAUACCAGGUGACCCAGGGAAUCGUGCGCGAUUGGCGAAAAGGAUUAACUGCCUGUUAGAUAGUAAUUUGGUAAAAGAAUGAGAACUCGUGGGUUUCCACUUGUUCUGUAUCUUUUGCAUAUCCUAGUGGACUGUCCCAAAUCCAUAAGUAGAGAGACGCCGCGAUAUACCAGGUGUGUUUCUGGAGAAUCGUCGGCGUUUAAUAGAAUUGAAUAACCGCGUCCUUAGAUAAUAAGUUAUUAAAAGAGUGAGGACACGUUUUCACGUGUUCUGUGUCUUUUAAUUAUUCAUGCACUAGCAUUUUAUUAGCUUUAAGGUAUAGAAACGCCGCGAUAUACCAGGUGUCCCAGGGAAUCGUGCGCGAUUGGCGAAAAGGAUUAACUGCCUGUUAGAUAGUAAUUUAGUAAAAGAAUGAGAACUCGUGUUACCACUUGUUCUGUAUCUUUUGCAUAUCCUAGAGGACUGUUCCAAUUCCAUAAGUAGAGAGACGCCGCGAUAUACCAGGCGUGUUUCUGGAGAAUCGUCGGCGUUUGAUAGAAACUAAUAACCGCGUCUUAGAUAAUAAGUUAUUAAAAGAGUGAGGACACGUUUUCACGUGUUCUGUGUCUUUUAAUUGUCCAUACACUAGCAUCUUAUUAGUUUUAAGGUAUAGAAACGCCGCAAUAUACCGGGUGGCCCAGGGAAAAUGCGUGAUUGGCAAAGGACUUAAUUUAGUAAAAGAAUGAGAACUCGUGUUUCCACUUGCUCUGUAUCUUUUACGUAUCCUACAGAACAGUUUUUGAUCCAUAAAAGUAGAGAAACGUCGCUCCAGCGCAUUUCUGGAGAAUCGUCGGCGUUCGAUAAGAACUGUAAUCUUCUCUUAGAUAGUAAAUUAUUAAAAGAACUAGAACACGAUUAUACGUGUUCUAGGUUUUUUUAAUUGUUCGCACACAUCCUCACAUUAAAUAGUUUUAAGGAGUAGAAACGCCGCGAUACGCCAGUUGUUCUGGAGAGCCAAUCGCGGGCGUUCUAAUUCAAAUUCCUACACGCUGUUAAAUAAUAUAUCGCAGUAAAAGAAUGAGGACAAGUUUUCGCUUGUUCUGUAUCUUUUACGUAUCCAAUCCAAUGAACUAUCGACAUAAGUGUAGAAACCGCCGCGAUAUAUGCCGGGUGUUCCGGAGAAAUCGUCGGCGUUUAGUAGAAAUGUAACCACCUCUUAGACAGUAAGUUAUUAUUAAAAGAACGGGGACUCGUUUUCUUUUCUCUUUUUUCCUUUUUUUACGCGUUCUGCAUCUUUUAAUUGUUCGGCCGCGACCAACGUUGAGUCGUUGUUUUAAGGUAUAGAAACGCCGCGAUACACCACGUGUCCGAGGGAAUCGUGCGCGUGCGACAAAGGAGCAACUGCCUGUUAGAUAGUAAGUUAGUGAAAGAAUGAGAACACGUUUUCAACGUGUUCUGUAUCUCUUACGUGUCCUAGCUCUUGCAAAGUGACUAUGUUAAGUGUAGAAACACCGCGAUAUACCAGCUGUUCUGGAGAAUCGUCGGCGUUUGUUAGAAAAUUUAACCAGCAUUUAUAUUAGUAUGAGAGUAAAAGAAUGAGUAACUGAUUUUUAACCCUUUGCACUCGGACGAUGUGUCACCGUUACACGCGACACAAUAUAUUCACGUGUCGUAGUUACCAUCUGUUUUUAAUUAUUAUUAUUAUUUUGUUAAUACUGCAAGGUAAAAUCAGGUAAAAUGCAAAAUUAAAAACACCGAAUAAGUUAAUUUCUUUCGAGCUUUGAAUUAAUUUUCUUAUUAAUCGAUCACAACAACGAAAUUUCGAUGUUUGUAAAAGCUGUUCCGAGUGCAAAGGGUUAUUUCUUCUGCAUCUUUUGUGUAUAUAUCGCAUGCGUGAGCCUAAUAAUUAAGUAUAGAAAUUAAUCGACAGAGAAGUAUGGCGAUCACGCGACAAGAAGGCACGCAUUUCGUUUGUAUCAUCCCUCCCCCCUUUUACUAGCUGCUCCAGUGGCUCCAGUUGUUGCUUCACUGCCGCGGCUAGUGAGAGGGGGAAUUUGAACGCGAGAUUCCCUUCUUGUCGCGCGAGCACUAUAACUGCCUCUUAGAUGAUAAGAACGUAAUAGAAUAAGAACUCGUUUUUCCACUUGUUUUUUUUGUAUAUCUUUUACUCAUCCUGUAGGAACAAAUGUUAGUGUUAUAGAAACCUCCCGCGAUAUACCAGGUGUCCCAGGGAAUCGCGGGCGAUCUAUAUAAUAAUCUAUAAUAAUCUAUUCUUAGAUAGUAAGUUGGAAAAAGAAUGAGAACUUGUUCUACUUGUUCUGUAUCUUUUCCGUGUCCCAUGUAAUGCUGUUAUAGGUGUAGCAACGCCACGAUAUACCGAUGUUCCGGAGAAUCGUGUGCGAUAGUCAAAGGAAUCAUAGCAAUCAUACGACAAGAAGGCACCUUCGCGUUUAUAUCCUCCCCUCUUACUAGCUGCGGCAGUAGGGCAGCUAGUAAGAGGGGAAAUGUGCCUAAUUGCCACUGAGAUAAUAACACUAGUAAAAGAAAAAGAAAUCGUUUCCCCGUGUUUCGAACCUUUACAUGUACGCAAGGGAAGGCAAUUACUUCGUACAUUAGCGUAGGAAUAUCCCGUGAUAUACCACGUCUACUUAGAAAUUAGGGGCAUUUGAUAGAAAAUUAUAAUCGCCGCUUAGAUAGUAAGUUAGUAAAGAAAUGAGAACUCGUUUCUAAUUGUACAGCAUCUUUUAUGUAUUGUAGCUCUCGCCGAUGACCAUGGAAAUGUAGUAACGCCGCGAUAUAUCCGAUGUUCUGGAGAAUUGCCGGCGUUUGCUAGAAAUGUAUCCGUCGCUUAGCGCUUUAUCAUUUUAAACGAAUCGGAACACAUUAUUUAACCUUUGCAUUCGGAUCUCGCCGAUACUGCGACACAAUAUAUUCGUAUCGAGGCGCGCCAUCCGUUUUUAAUUACAUAUUUUCCUUUGUUCCUGUAAGAUAGUCACGUCGAAUGCAUAAUUAAGAACACGAAAUCUUUUAUUUAUCGGUUCUUAUAAAAUCUCCGAGCAUCGUCACAAUUUUUCUUCCAACUCGGCUCCGUAUAACGAAGUCUCAAUGUUUCCAAAAAUGUGAUCCGAGUGCAAAGGGUUAUUUAUUCUGCGUGCUUGUUGUAUAUUUAUUGCGCGUGCGGGCGAGGCUAAUAAUUAAAUAUAGAGACUGAUCGACAGAAAAAUACAGCAAUCACGCGACAAGAAGAGUCACCAUCUCGCGUAUAUCAUCCCCCCUUUUACUAGCUGCUCCAGUGGCAUCCAGUUGCUGCUUCACUGCCGCGGCUAGUGAGAGGGGGGGGGGGGGAACUUGAACGCGUGGUACCCUUCUUGUCGAGCGGGAACUGUAACUGUCUCAUAGAUAAUAAAAACGUAAAAGAAUAAGAACUCGUUUCUUUAACUUGUUCUAUAUCUUUUACAUAUCCCAUCAAAACGUCAGCGUAGGAACGUCUCACGAUAUACUUGUUGCCCCAGGGAAUCGUGAACGAUCAAUAGAAGAGUAUGAUAACCGCACCUUAGAUAGUGAAUCGGUGAAAGAAUGAGAACUUGUUUUUACUUGUUCUGCAUCUUUUACCCAUUCGUGUUUGACUGCACAUUCGUUUAUAGGAAUGUUACGAUAUAUCGGGUGUCCCGGACAAUCUGGCGCAUUUGUCAAAAUGUUACAAUAAUCAACACGACAAGAAGGCACCUUAGCCUUUUAUCCUUCCCCUCCCCUCGUAUUAUCUGCUCUAAUGUUGCAGCUAGUAUGAGAGGAAGCAUGUUUAAUUGUCUCCGAGAUAAUCGGAUAGUAAAAGGGAAAGCACUCGUGUGUUCCCUUGUUCGCUUGUUCUGGAUCUUUUGCUCGUUCGUUCUGGCAGUUCCGUUAACGAAGAACCGUUCCGCGAUAUACCAGGUGUCCCAGGGAAUCGUGGACGGUCGAUAGAAAAAAGUGUAAUAAUCACCUGUUAGAUAUUAAGUUAGUAAAAGAACGAGAACUCGUUUGCCCUUGUCCUGUAUCUUUUACGUAUCCGAUGAAGUUCGUAAAAUAUGUGUAGUAACGCCGCGAUAUACCGUGUGUCCCGGAGAAUGGUGCGCGCGGUCGUAUAAAUAAUAUAGCGUUUAUGCGACAAAAAGGCACAUUUGCCUUUGUAUCCUUGUCCCCCCUCUUGCUAGCUGCCCUACUGCCGCAGCUAGCAAGAGGUGAUUGCGUGCCUAACUGCCUCUCUUAGAUAAUAAGACCGUGAAAGAAUAAGAACUCGUUUCCACGUGUUUCUAGAUCUUUCACAUCUUCGCAGGGAAUCGCAGUGUAUCCGAUCAAAAACCAACUCUUAGAUGAUAAGUCGUUAAAAGAAUGAGAACUUGUUUCCAACUUGUUCUGUAUCUUUUAUGUCGCCAUGAAGUCCGUAUUUUCUAUAUAGACCAUGAGAAUGUAUAGUGACGCCACGAUAUACCGGGUGUCCCGGAGAAUCGUGCACGCAUUCGUCUCUAUGGAAUAUAGCUGUCAUGCGACAAGAAGGCACGUUCGCGUUUAUAUAUAUCUCUCUCCCUCCCUCUUGCUAGUUCCGCUACUGCCGCAACUAGUAAGAGAGGGGGACGCGUGCCUAAUUGUCUCUUAGAUGAUAAGACCAAGAAGAAAGAGCAAGAACUCGUUUCCACGUGUUUUUCUAGAUCUUUCGCAUACUCGCAGGGAAUCGCGGUGAACAAAUAAAAAUGAGAAGUUUAGCCGGCUCUUAGAUAGUAAGUUCGGUAAAAGAAUGAGAACUCGUUUUAUCGCUUGUUCUCUGCAUCUUUUACGUGUCCUAUUCUGCAGAAGACCAUAUAAGCGUAGAAACGCCGCGAUAUACCAGGAUCUCUUUCUGGAGAAUCGUGGGCGUUUUAUAGAAACGUAAUAACACUCGUCUCUUAGAUAGAUAAGAUCUCUGUCUCUCUUGAAGAAAAAAAAGAAAAAAGAAAAUGAGUUCCCGUUUUUUCUUGCGUCCGCGAAGAUAUUUUCGUCGUGAUCAAUUAAUCGUAAGUGCGCGUUUUUUAUAUUAUUGUAAGAGUACAAUUGUAAGUACAGUUCCAAGGGAACGAUUCGCUGUAAAUGAUCGCCGCUUUGUUGAACAAUAAGAUUUAAAGAAUAAGAUAGAA
Molecule: messenger RNA, 10083 nt
Organism: Megalopta genalis
Lineage: Eukaryota; Metazoa; Arthropoda; Insecta; Hymenoptera; Halictidae
Product: serine/threonine-protein phosphatase 4 regulatory subunit 1
Biological process (GO): protein dephosphorylation
Cellular component (GO): cytoplasm
Molecular function (GO): protein binding; protein phosphatase regulator activity
Source: RefSeq, a predicted model, not a curated record